Messenger RNA from Oryzias melastigma (Indian medaka), 1036 nucleotides. RefSeq names its product HD domain containing 2 (gene hddc2). The transcript is spliced from 6 exons. Gene Ontology annotation, molecular function: 5'-deoxynucleotidase activity. NCBI's taxonomy places the organism in Eukaryota, Metazoa, Chordata, Actinopteri, Beloniformes, Adrianichthyidae. Bases 82 to 732 code for a protein of 216 amino acids. The record is from RefSeq and is a predicted model, not a curated record. Gene Ontology annotation, cellular component: cytoplasm.
GGUUUUAUUGCUUAAUGCUGCCAUCUAGCGGCAAUUUGGGAUAAUCAAAACAACUAAUCCCAUCCGGGUCAGAGGAUAAAGAUGGCGGCCACCCAGGAGACAGCAGCCAGUAUGAGAAACAUGCUCAAAUUUUUGAAAAUCAUUGGACAGCUCAAAAGGGUUCCACGGACUGGCUGGGUGUACAAUAAGGUUAAGGAACCUGAGAGCGUCUCUGACCACAUGUACCGCAUGGCCGUCAUGUCCCUGACCAUCACCGACCCAACCGUGGACAAAGACAGAUGCAUCAAACUGGCUCUUGUUCAUGACAUGGCAGAGUCCAUUGUGGGAGAUAUCGCUCCGUCAGACAAUGUCAGUAAAGAAGAGAAGCACAGAAGAGAGAAGGAAGCCAUGAGACAUCUGACUAGUCUUCUUCCAGAAGGACUCAAAAAGGAAAUUUAUUCUUUAUGGGAGGAAUACGAGUUCCAGAGCAGCUCAGAGGCUCGUCUGGUGAAGCAGUUCGACCUCCUGGAGAUGAUCCUGCAGGCUCACGAGUACGAAGAGCUCGAGGGAACGCCCGGAAGACUGCAGGAGUUCUUCGACUCCACCGCCGGUCGGUUUCAGCACCAGGACGUCCUUCAGCUGAUCAGCUCUUUGGAUGAAGAAAGGGGUCAUCACAUGGCAGAGGAGGAGAGUAAGAACGAGGCACAGAGGGGCGGCUCAGAGAAGCUCAACACGCCUCCACGCGACUCCUGACUGUUUAUCACAAACAUGUUGGGACCAAAAACAUCCUGAAAAUACAACUGUUGACGAUUUCCAACACAUUUUUUAUUAAUAAAUGAUUAUACACCAUCAGACUGGAGAUUACAGGGCUGUCCAUAUAAAAAAAAAAAUGUUGUUGCCGUGCUGCGAUGUAUAGAUGCUAAUGUGUUCUUUUGUGUUGUCUUAAAACCUUUUCUUGGAAGUCUGGAGUCAGUGUUAGAAUCUGCACACGUUAUUGGAUAUUCAUGUUAUCAAACCAGAAACCUUGUUAUAGUCAAAUAAAUAUUAGAAUGUUAAA